Lolium rigidum is the source of this 945-nucleotide messenger RNA. RefSeq names its product anamorsin homolog 2-like. The record is from RefSeq and is a predicted model, not a curated record. Gene Ontology annotation, cellular component: cytoplasm. NCBI's taxonomy places the organism in Eukaryota, Viridiplantae, Streptophyta, Magnoliopsida, Poales, Poaceae. Gene Ontology annotation, molecular function: iron-sulfur cluster binding. The transcript has 7 exons. Bases 1 to 945 code for a protein of 314 amino acids. Gene Ontology annotation, biological process: iron-sulfur cluster assembly.
AUGGAGUUCCCUUCCCCAAAACCCCUCUCUUUCGCGCGCGCUCGGGGUUUUCUUCUCUUCCUCGUGGUAUACAUCCGUAAGCUGCUCGAGUCCCCUUUUCACGGCUCUUUCGAUCUGGUCGUUCGCUUUCUCCUCGGUCGGAUUUCAGUUAUUGGAUCCACGGCGUCAGCGCUCGCGGUGACGGACGAGCUGGUGUUGCCGCUUCGCGCGGUGCGGGGCCUUGCAUUGGUCGCCGGAGUCUCCUGGGAGGACAUGGUGGUCAUCACGCAGUGCGCCUCGCUCGAUGGGAAGUUGCCUUACGAUGACGCGUCAUUUGGUGCUGUUCUAUCAGUCAUACAAAAAGUGGAGAGCUUUGGGGAUCAAUUUGUUGCUGAACUUAACCGAGUGCUGCAAGCUGGGGGGAUUGUGCUGGUACAGAGCUUCACACCCUCAUCUGAUCAGAAGCCAAACAAUUAUAUCAAGCGCCAGCUACUCAUGGGAGGUUUUGUUGAAGUUCAAGCUUCUGCUACAAGCUCGCCGGAUAGCGUACAAUCUUUUAUUAUCAGGGCAAAGAAGCCGGCUUGGAGUAUGGGUUCAUCCUUCCCCCUGAAGAAAGCAAUAAAGCCUCUUCCAAACACUGAAAUUGAUGAUGAUGAACACAGCCUCCUGACUGAGGAUGACUUGAAGAAACCGCAACUUCCAGUUGCAGGAGAUUGUGAAGUCGGAGCCACAAAGAAGGCAAGGAAGGCAUGCAAGAACUGCAGUUGUGGGAGGGCUGAGGCUGAGCAGAAGGUGGAGAAACUGGGGCUCACUGCAGAACAGAUCGAUAACCCCGUGUCAGCUUGUGGCAGUUGUGGAUUGGGCGAUGGAUUCAGAUGCAGUAGCUGCCCAUACAGAGGCCUCGCACCAUUCAAGUUGGGCCAGAAGGUUACAUUGUCUGAUAACUUCCUUUCGGCCGAGAUAUGA